Cinclus cinclus is the source of this 1427-nucleotide messenger RNA. RefSeq names its product nyctalopin (gene NYX). Gene Ontology annotation, cellular component: extracellular matrix. The record is from RefSeq and is a predicted model, not a curated record. Gene Ontology annotation, molecular function: protein binding. Bases 1 to 1422 code for a protein of 473 amino acids. The transcript is spliced from 2 exons. NCBI's taxonomy places the organism in Eukaryota, Metazoa, Chordata, Aves, Passeriformes, Cinclidae.
AUGUUUGCCAUCAUUCUAAAUGUGAUCCUUUGGGUCCCACAGGUGCAGGGGGUGUGGGCCUGCGUACGCUCCUGCCCUCCCAGCUGCGUGUGCACCCCGGAGAGGAGCUGCUCUGUGCUCUGUGACCGGGCCGGGCUGGGGCAGAUCCCCAGCCAGUUCCCCUGCGAGGCCUCUUCCAUCAACCUGGAUAAAAACAGCAUCAAGUUCCUGUCUGAGAGGGCCUUCGGGACGCUGCCUUCCCUCAGGUCCCUGUCGCUCAACCACAACAACAUCUCCUUCAUCACGCCGGGGGCGUUCAAGGGGCUGCCCAGCCUGACGGAGCUGAAGAUGGCCCACAACGAGUACAUUCGCUAUCUCCACACGCGCACCUUCACCGCGCUCCGGCGCCUCGUCAGGCUGGACCUGGCCGACUGCAACCUCUUCAACAUCCCAGACAGGAUCUUCAUCGAGCUGCCUGCUCUGCAGGAGCUGUUCUGCUUCCAGAACAACUUCCGAAGGAUCCCAGGCGCCAUCAGGGGCAUGGAGAACUUGACCCAUGUGUACCUGGAGAGAAACAGGAUCGAAGCGGUGGCUUAUAACUCCCUGCAGGGCCUGACCAAGCUGAAAUACCUGAAUCUGCAGGACAACAAGAUAAAUGUCAUCCACGAGCGAGCUUUUCAGGGCUGUCAGAGGAUGGAGUACCUGUACCUCAAUGACAACUUGAUCAGCGAGCUUCCAGAAAACUCCUUUGAUGGCCUGAGGCGCCUGAAGAUGCUCAACCUGGGGGGGAAUUUUCUCAGGAACAUUUCCAACACCUGGUUCCGGGACUUGGGGGAGCUGGAGUUCCUCUACCUGGACCGCAACCGGAUCAGCUACAUCGAGGAAGGAGCUUUUGAGAACCUCACCAGCCUGGUGGCUCUGCACUUGAACAGCAACAACCUGACGACGCUGCCCUUCUCCGUGUUCGAGCCCGUGUACUUCCUGGGGCGCCUGUACCUCUUCCGCAACCCCUGGGAGUGCGACUGCCGCCUCGAGUGGCUCAAGGAGUGGAUGGAGAACUACAGACUCGUCAGGGAUAUUCCGUGUGCCUCCCCCUCCUCCGUGGCUGGGAUCGACCUGACGGACGUGCUCUUUGAGAGAUCUCCCGAAGGUUACUGUCUCGACCCGGUGGAGCUGAAUGUCACGUCCGAGGGGCCGACCCAGAGCCAGGAGCCUUGGUCUACCACAGAGAGCAAGUUCAACAGCCUUAUCUCCAAACUCUUGCUCCAGAUGGGCCUUCCUGAGGAGGUGGCAAACGCCACUGAAGUGUACAGUAACAGCACGCGGCCGGACGGACAGACCGAAGGGGUUUCUUCCGGCAUGGGGGAAGGCAGAACCGAGGCUGACUCCUCUUCCUUGUACUUCCCAGCACUUUUUACAGUGGCUGUUCUGCUGUGCAAAUAGUCCAA